This is a messenger RNA of Musca domestica (house fly), 4794 nucleotides long. It is a transcript of the gene Nrg, whose product is annotated as neuroglian. Gene Ontology annotation, biological process: cell-cell adhesion; axon guidance. The transcript has 9 exons. The record is from RefSeq and is a predicted model, not a curated record. Bases 535 to 4245 code for a protein of 1236 amino acids. Gene Ontology annotation, cellular component: plasma membrane; axon. NCBI's taxonomy places the organism in Eukaryota, Metazoa, Arthropoda, Insecta, Diptera, Muscidae. Gene Ontology annotation, molecular function: protein binding.
AAACGUUACGUCGAACGCGUUGGUUGUGUGUGCGUCCCCUAUUGCGGAUAGAAUAGUUGGACGUGAGAAGGAAACGUGUGUGUGAGUGUCUGUCGUUGUUGUCCGUGUCGGCGGCGCUUUCUUGUUUAGUGUACGUUUGAUUUUCGAUACGAUUUGGUUCGUUUAUUUCAUUGCUGCGCGAAGAUAGAUAGAAAUAAAGAAUAGUUUCUGUUGUGAGUGGCAGAGUUGGGAAAAAGAAAAUUUUUGGAUUUAAUUUUAAAAAAUAAACAGUGAAAAUAGUUUGAAGAAUAAAAAAAUAUUGAAAAAAAAAAAAAAAAAACAAAUCAAAACGACGCUCCAAUAGUCAUCGAGAAGAAAUCACAACAGACCCUUAACGCCCAGCUAAGGGUUUUGUCUACAGACAAUUGAGAAAGGAGUACGGGGCCUUUAUUUCGAGGCAACGUCGUUCCCUUCCCAAUUCAAAACGAAUCCAUCCAAUUUUCAAAUCAUCGAUAGACUUCAGAGCAGCAACCAGCGACCAAUUCACAAACAAAAAUGAGACGGCAGUCGUCUAGUACGCUGGCCGUCGUUUUGAUGGUAGCCGUUUUAGGUUUUACCACAGCAUCGGUCAAUUCACCUCCCCGCAUCAUAAAACAGCCACCCACAGAUGAGCUGCUCUUCAAAGUGGCCCAGGCGACAAAGGAAAGUGACAAACCGUUUAUCAUCGAAUGUGAGGCUGAAGGAACACCAGAUCCAACUUACCGCUGGAUUAAGAAUGGCAAAAAAUUCGAUUGGCAAGCCUACGACAAUCGUAUGCUGCAACAACCGGGUCGCGGCACAUUGGUCAUCACCUCACCCAAGGACGAAGAUCUCGGACAAUAUCAAUGUUUUGCCGAGAACGAAUUUGGCAUUGCCACCUCAAAUUCUGUAUUCGUACGUAAGGCCGAAUUGAAUGCAUUCAAGGAAGAUGAAAAGAAAAUUGUCGAGGCAAAUGAGGGUGAACCCUUCUCGUUGCAAUGCCAGGCGCCCGAUGGCUGGCCCAAGCCCACGGUCAAUUGGCUAAUUCAGAAUACCUUUGAUGCUGGCAUUAAGACGAUUAACAGUUCACGCAUGACCCUGGAUCCCGAGGGUACUUUGUGGUUUUCGAAUGUUACCCGUGAGGAUGCCUCCACCGACACAUUUUAUACUUGUUCAGCUACCUCAGUGUUCCGCAACGAAUACAAGAUCGGCAAUCGUGUAUUGUUGGAUGUCAAGCAGACGGGUAUAAGUCCAUCGCAGAAUAAGUUCGCACCCACCCAACAAUAUGUGACCAGAAAGAAUGAGGUGGCAUUGCGCGGAAAAUAUGUUGAGCUGUUUUGUAUUUAUGGCGGUACACCGUUGCCGGAGACAGUGUGGCGCAAAAACGGCGAACCCAUUGCCUGGGGCGAUCGUAUUUCGCAAGGCAACUAUGGCAAAUCAUUGAUAAUACGCUAUGCCACCUUUGAGGAUGCCGGCACCUACACCUGUGACGUGUUCAACGGUGUGGGCAAGGGCCAAUCGUACUCCAUCAAACUGGAAAUUCAAGCCGUCCCCUAUUUCACCGUUGAACCCGAAAUUCAAAAUGCUGCCGAAGACGAGACAGUGGAAUUCCGUUGUGAAGCCUCUGGCGUGCCCGAGCCCACCAUACAAUGGAUCCACAAUGGCAAGCCCAUUGGCCAGGCACCACCCAACCCCCGACGCACCGUUGAAACCAAUCGCAUUGUUAUCCACGAUUUGGUGAAGAGUGACACGGGUAAUUAUGGUUGUAACGCCACCAAUUCGUUGGGUUACGUUUACAAGGAUGUUUACCUGAACGUGUUGGCUUUGCCGCCAGAGAUUGAGGAGCCACCACGCAAGGAGGCCACAGUGACGGGAAAGAAUGUAACAAUGCGUUGUCGUGUCUUUGGUGCCCCCAAGCCGCAGGUUAAGUGGCUGCACAAUGGCCGUGAAUUGACGGGUGGACGUUUCACUGUCUUGCCCUCGGGAGAUUUACACAUCCAGCAAGUGAUCCAUGACGACUUUGGCCAAUACACCUGCCAUGCCAAGAAUAAGUUUGGCGAAAAGUCAGCCAACGGAAGUUUGGCCGUCAAGGAAGCGACACGCAUAACCCAGGCUCCACAAAACUAUGAAGUUGCAGCUGGCCAAUCGGCCACUUUCCGUUGUAAUGAGGCCCAUGACGAUACCCUGAACCUGACCAUUGAAUGGUGGAAGGAUUCCCAACAAAUCGACUUUGAGGCCGAAGCCCGCUUUGUCAAGACCAAUGACAACUCUCUGACCAUUGCCAAAACCAUUGAAUUGGAUUCCGGAGAAUAUACCUGUGUGGCCCGUACCGAAUUGGAUGAGGCUACCGGUAGUGCCAAUCUCAUUGUACAAGAUGUCCCUAAUGCCCCUGCCCUAAAGAAUGUCAAAUGUAAACCACGUUUGGCUGAAAUCACCUGGGAGCCACGUGGUGAUAAUCGUUCUCCCAUUCUCCACUACACCAUACAAUUCAAUACCUCAUUCACGCCGGACACCUGGGAUGUGGCCUAUGAAAAGGUGCCUUCUACCGACACAUCCUUUGUUGUUGAUAUGUCUCCGUGGGCCAACUACACAUUCCGGGUAAUUGCAUUUAACAAAAUUGGACCCUCACCACCCUCGGAUCACAGCGAGGUGUGUACCACACAACCCGAUGUGCCCUACAAGAAUCCCGAUAAUGUUCAAGGCCAAGGUAAACAACCCACAAAUUUGAUAAUCACCUGGACUGCCAUGCCCGAAAUUGAUCACAAUGGACCAAACUUCCAAUAUCGUGUAUCCUGGAAGCGUGACAUACCGGCUGCCAACUGGGAAAACAAGGAUAUCUACAAUUGGGAACAGGACAGUUUGGUGAUUGAAGAUCAGCCCACGUUUGUGCGUUAUCUCAUCAAGGUGGUGGCCAUUAAUCAAAUGGGUCAGGCCAAUGUGGCAGCUGAGGAAGUUGUGGGUUGGUCUGGAGAGGAUCGUCCCUUGGAAGCCCCCACGAAUUUCAGCAUGACCCAGGUGGUGGGUGCCACCUCUGCCAUAUUGAACUGGAAUCCCGUUAGCCCCGAAUCCAUACGCGGCCAUUUCAAGGGUUACAAGAUUCAAACCUGGACCGAAAAGGAGGGUGAAGAAGGUCUGCGUGAAAUCCAUGUCAAGGGAGAUUCCAAUCAAGCCUUGGUCACACAAUUCAAACCUGAUUCGAAGAAUUUCGCCCGUGUCCUGGCCUAUAAUGGUGGUUUCAAUGGCCCACCCAGUGCUGUUAUUGAUUUCGAUACACCCGAAGGUGUACCAUCUCCCGUUGAAUCGUUGUCGGCCUAUCCCAUGGGUUCUUCGGCCUUCUGGUUGGUCUGGAAGAAACCCCUAAAUCCCAAUGGCAAAUUGACCGGCUACAAGAUCUACUAUGAAGAGGUCAAGGGCAGCUAUGUUGGCGAAAGACGUGAAUAUGAUCCACAUAUUACCGACCCACGGGUGACCAGCAUGAAAAUGGCCGGUUUGAAACCCAAUACCAAAUACAGGAUUUCCAUUGCGGCCACAACCAAGGCGGGUGAAGGAACAGAACAUUUCAUUGAGAAACGCACCUUGACCGAAGAAUCCAAGGAACCUGCCGUACCCUAUUUCGAAUAUCAUCAAGAACCCUCCGAUAAUGGUUUGGCCAAAUUCCGUAUUAACUGGAAACCCAACAGUGAGGGACAUGCUGGUACCCACUUCUUCACCCAAUACAGAAUCAAGGGAGAAACCCAAUGGAACCAAGCACCCGAAGAAAAGAAUCGCGAUUAUCAAGAAGUUGCCGGCCUCGAUCCCGAAUCUGUCUACGAAUUCCGUGUGGUGGCCGUUGAUGGUCAUUUCAUGACUGAAAGUGAUAUCCAAGAAAUCGAUAUUGGUGCUGUUGAGGGACCCAUUAAGGUGCCCAACGAGAAUUUAGCUAAUGCCGGCUGGUUUAUCGGCAUGAUGUUGGCCCUGGCCAUUAUCAUAAUACUAUUCAUUAUUAUUUGUAUUAUACGCCGCAAUCGUGGUGGCAAAUAUGAUGUACACGAUCGGGAAUUGGCAAAUGGCAGACGCGACUAUCCAGAUGAAGGUGGUUUCCAUGAAUACUCACAACCUUUGGACAACAAGAGCGCUGGUCGCCAGUCUGUUAGUUCAGCAAAACCAGGCCUGGAAAGUGAUACCGAUUCAAUGGCCGAAUAUGGAGAUGGUGAUACAGGUUUGAAUGAAGAUGGUUCUUUUAUAGGUCAAUAUGGACGUAAAAUUUAAUUUAGUUUAAUAAAAAAAAAUAAAAUAAAAAAGUUUUAUAUAUAAAUUAAAAUAAGAACAAAGUAAAAAAACCACCAAUUUUCAAUAUUUCCAUCCCAAUAUUUGGCAUAAAUCGAAUGAAUAUUUCAAAUUUGUUAAAGCCACACAGCAAUAUGAACAUCACUUAGCAAUUCUCCCUUAAAAAAGUUAUCUAUUUUUUAUAUUUUUGUAUGUAAAAAUAAAAACUUCAAGAAAUUAUAAAAAAAGGAAACCCCAACUACUGCCAGCAGCUAAAUUUUAUUAUUUUUAUUUCAUUAAUUUUUUAAAAAAAUAUUUAAGGCAAUUUCGAAUAUUUUGUGAAACGACGAAUCAUCAUUGGUAAUCUCUAAAAAAUAUAUAUAUUUUGUGUAGUAAUAAAAAAAAGUAAAUUGUGUAAUUUUUAUUUUUUCUUUCCCUUGAAAUGUUCAAGAAAAUCGUGUAUUUUUUAAUUUUUCUCUCCCUCCUGUUUUGUUUAUUUUUUUUUUAUUUUAUCAUAAUAAAAAAAUAGUUAUUAUUGCUUAAAGUAAAAAA